Messenger RNA from Talaromyces atroroseus, 1131 nucleotides. RefSeq lists its product as hypothetical. Gene Ontology annotation, biological process: transport. Gene Ontology annotation, molecular function: transporter activity. The record is from RefSeq and is a predicted model, not a curated record. NCBI's taxonomy places the organism in Eukaryota, Fungi, Ascomycota, Eurotiomycetes, Eurotiales, Trichocomaceae. The transcript has 6 exons. Bases 1 to 1131 code for a protein of 376 amino acids.
AUGGCGUUCUUGAGCGGCUCCGCGUGCAGCACGCCUGAGCAUAUGACUGAAUAUGAUUCGCCUUUUGUUGGCCAGCUCAGCUUCUGGCAUUUUAAUAUGAUAUUGUCCGGUGCCUGCACAGCGAUUGUCGUGAUUUUGAUGGUCAGUUUGAUGUGCGAGCAUGCAUGUCAUCUCAGCAACCCGAAUCAACAGCUCAAAAUUAUGCGAAUCUGCCAUAUGCUUCCAUCCUACGCCAUUCUCUCGUUUGUUCCCAUCUGUUUUCCUAGCAGCUAUGUCUACCUCAAUGGGUGGACAGAAGUCUGGCAGGCAGUCGCCCUUUAUGCUUUCUUCUUGCUUCUCGUUGAGUUCCUCGCACCGACUGCUGAGGAGAAGUUCUCGUUUUUUGGGUCCCUGAAGGUCAAGAAGAUGUUUAAAAAAGGCAAAUACAGAGAGGGCGUCUCCUUCCUAAAGCUCACCUAUUACUGCGUGAUGCAGUACCCACUCGUUGUGUGUAUCUGUGCUAUCGCUCAGUGUGUCACGCAGUCCUUCAACCGAUAUUGCCUUGCUUCUGAUUCGCCAGAGUAUGCUCAUAUCUGGAUCGAAGUCAUCUCGAAUAUUUCCGUUACGGUGGCCAUUAAUUCUAUUCUCAGAUUCUACCAACAUACAAAAGACUACAUGAAAGAAAGGCACCCCCUGAGGAAACUUCUGGCCUUCAAACUCAUGGUCGGUUUGAUCUUUCUUGAAUCAGUUGCCUUCAUGAUUCUUGAGUCAACCAACCUUCUCCACCAAACAUCAUCAAUUAGUUACGCAGACAUCCACAUUGGACUGCCCAACAUGAUCAUUUGUGUCCAAAUGGUGCCAUUUUCAUUCCUUAUCCGAUGGGCCUAUAGCACCAAGGAGUACAAAUUGAACAGCAACAGCAACAACUACAAACUAGCCAACGAUUCUCUCGAGAUGCAAGAUGAGUACGGAGAAUUAAUCACGGAAGCAAACAGACAAAACAGAACCUUCCAGGGAUCCUACCAGGGUGGGCGCUUUGGAAUCCAGGCGUGGGCCGCCUACUUGAACCCGCUGGAAAUGGUUCAGGACAGCAUUCACAUGGGCAAGCUACUACGCACAGUGCAUGUUCGGAAGCAGACCAUUGACCACUAG